Molecule: messenger RNA, 2064 nt
Organism: Anopheles aquasalis
Lineage: Eukaryota; Metazoa; Arthropoda; Insecta; Diptera; Culicidae
Product: glutactin
Source: RefSeq, a predicted model, not a curated record
UAACCCUUUUUCCGCACUCCUCACUCCCCUAGAAACCGGUUUCAAAUCAGCCGGCCAGUCGGCUGUCAGUGCUCCCCUUUCCCGGUUUUUUUUCCUUUUCUGGGCUCCAAAACAGCACCUCUGCGCUGCUAGUUCUAGUUUCUUCGAUUAUCCCGAAACCGCUCAUCUGUUGCUGAUUGCCGUCGCGAUGGGCGCGGAUGAAGAGAGCUCUCCGAUCGUGUCCCUACCGGAGCUAGGAGCACUGCGUGGUUCUACGAGCGCCGGUGCCUGGACAGGACGUAAGAUUUAUCAGUUCUUGGGUGUCCACUACGCCCAGCCCACGGGCGGUGCUAAUCGUUUUAAGCCACCACAAAAGGUGCUUCCCUGGCAGGGCGUUAAGGAUGCCACACGGCACGGAUUGCCAUGUCCGCAGCUGAAACAGAUUAACCUCUUCACCGGUAAAGCAUUUGCUCCCGAUCCGGAAGACUGUUUAACCGUUUCCAUCUACAGCACCGAUCUAGCGGCCCGAAAGCCGGUGAUGGUUUUCGUCCACGGAGGUGGCUUCCACGAAGGUUGUGCCAAAAACCAGACGGCAGAGUAUCUGCUCGAGCGGGACGUUGUGCUCGUAACGGUGCAGUACCGUCUCGGGCCGUUAGGGUUCCUCUCGACGGGGUCAGAAAACAUUCCUGGCAACAUGGGGCUGAUGGAUCUACGGCUUGCCCUAGAAUGGGUACAGGAGCACAUCGAACGGUUCGGGGGCGAUCCGGGCAGUGUAACGCUCUUUGGCCAGUCGGCAGGAGCAGCGGCCAUCUCGGCCCUUAUAUACAGUCCACAGGUCCCGGAUGGGCUGUUUCACCGCGUUAUCCUGCAAUCGGCCGGCUCCAGUUCACCCUGGGUUUGGGAUACUCAACCGAACGCGAGUGCGCUCGAGAUAGCGAUCCGUGCAGGCUGUGAACCGAACGCUACGCUCGAGGAAGCCGAACGUUUCCUGGCAACCGUCGACAUCUGGACGCUGCUCAGAAGCUUCAUCGAUUUGAAGGUGGAGAAAACAGUGGCCAAAGGGCUGGAUCACGUUGGCGGGAAUCGGCUCGUGACCGGUGACUUCCAUGGCUUUCUACCCAAAUCACCCUGGGAGUGCAUGCAGGAGGGCAAGUUCCGUAAAUCCUUGGCCAUGAUGGCAGGCGUUACGAAGCACGAAGGAACAUUUCUGUUGACGUCCGUCUAUGAUCAUUUCAAGCGUACCGGCCAACUGGAUGAUCCCAACUUUGUGCGCUACCAUCUGGUCGAUGCAGUGAACAAGUUCCUUGGUGCCCAUGAUGCAACGGGAGCACUCGGUGGGUAUCAGAUGAGAACGUUGUUUAAUGGGCGCGAGCUGUCGAGUGGCAGUUUCGCUGAGCUAGCUGAUGGGCUGACGGAUCUUGCUGGAACGAUUUUGAUCAAGGCACCAUUGCUGCGCGAAGCACAGGCUAACGCAAGGGCCAAUCCCAAUGGCACCUACCUCUACACGUUCGAUUAUGCUGGUGAGAAGUCACGGUUCGGGUACGGGGCCGAUACCUCUCACUACCCAUUCGGUGAUGGUGUGCACCAUUCCGAUGACAAAUUGUACCUGUUUCCGUAUCCGGCGGAGCAACCGGGACAGCUCAAUGAACAGGAUACCGCGAUGGCGAAGCUGAUGGUGGAUCUGUGGACAACAUUUGCGACCAGCGGAGUACCAACGUCCGAUCAGCUGACCGAAAAGUGGAAUCCAAUGAGUGAAUACGCCGGUCCGUACCUACACAUCGAUAGCCGGUUAAGCGUUGGAUGGAACUACUAUGAGGAGUUUACGGUAGCCAGCGAUGAGAAGCAUGGUCGUUCGAAGGAGUCUUCCGUUUGAAACGGUUUCCCAGAACUUAAAGAGAGGAUCCGGAAAGGAUGCAAGUAAUGAUGAGCUUACCCUUGCUGUACAAACAAUAAUGUAAAAGAUAACAUAAACGGUUUCAAAUGGUGAAUUCAAAGCAUUCCAAAGCGGUCAUUUCAUGGAGUGAAAGCGGAACAACAAUGGACUGGAACAAUAUAUGCACCGAGAAGAAGGUACGAAAGCGAGGA